GGCGCUGUUGUUCGAGCAACGUUCCUCGGCAUGCUACUCGUGGUACGGUUAUUCGUUUAACGAAUAUUAACUGAUACGGCUAUUUUCUUUCCCUAGUCCAUGCAAUUCGUUAUCAGUGUUUUUCCUUAGUUUAUUACUUUUACGCGUGAAGGUGCAGCAAAUUUUGGUUAAUAACUUGACGAUUCUUCUCUCCUUAGGAGGUUGUAUUGUAUUGGCAGGUGUUUCAUUGUCAUAACGGAUGAAAUGAAUAUUUAUCUGUGGAAAGGUCAUUUCAGUUUGCUCGAAAAAUUACAAGUAUUCUUUCUACGAUUUAUGGCAAACUAUUGAGUUUGCUUGCCGACUGAUUCAACAUAAGUUAUGAUCGAAUGUGAGCAACAUUGAAUUCAUAGUUACCAAAAGUUUAUGCCUUGGUGUGUAAAAUUUCAAAUCAGAUCAGCUGGACACAUGGUUCGGCCGGCCAAAAAAGUCCGGGCGUGGAGGUGGGGUCAGAAGUGGUUCGGGAAACAACACGAUACCACGACCCCAUUCCGGCGACGAUUUCAAUGAAAUCGAACAGCAACGUUGUAUCAUCGAAAGAAUGGACAACGAGACGGUGAACGACAAGUUCGAAGAGAUGUUGGCCAACAUGAAUCUGACCGAGGAGAAGAAAGAACCGUUGCGGCAGCAAUCCGAAACAAAGAAGAGAGAGAUGCUGGUCUUGCAUUACAAAGGCAGCAUACAGGAGAAUAGGUCAAAAUUUGACAAGCCGGCGGAUUACAUACAGUAUUUGGCUCAGCCCGAUUUGAGCGUCAACAAAAUCUACAACUGCAUCGAAUCGUUGAGGAUAGCAUUGACGAACAAUCCUUUGAGUUGGGUUCAAGAAUUCGGUACCAAGGGACUGAAACAGGUUUUAGCAACGCUCAACGAGUGCUAUCGCAAUGACAACCGGUACGAGCGAAUACAGUACGAAUGCAUCCGAUGUUUGAAGGCUAUUAUGAACAACACCGUUGGCAUAAAGGAAAUGUUGGCUCAUCACGAAGCGCUCACGAUCGUGGCUCGAUCGUUGGAGCCGACCAAACCAUCCGUCAUGUCCGAAACCGUGAAACUGCUCGGUGCAGUUUGCCUUAUUUCCAGCGACAGUCACAAGAAAGUUUUGGACGCGAUCACCAUGAACGGCGAGUUCAAAGGAAGGGAGAGAUUUUUACCGAUUGUACAGGGUCUUAUGAACAAAAAGAACGAAAACUUAAGGGUGGAGUGCCUUCAACUCAUCAAUUCCAUCAUUUCUUCGGCCGAAGAAUUGGACUUCAGAUUGCAUUUGCGAAACGAGAUCAUGCGGGUCGGCCUGGCGGAUAUUUUAGAAACAUUGGAAAAAAACGAGUCCGAAGAUCUGGCUAGACAUUUGAAAAUUUUCAAUGAACACAAAGAGGAAGAUUACGAGGAGUUUGUUCAACGAUUCGAUCACGUUCGAUUGGAAUUGGACGACGUGAACGACUGUUUCGAAGUAAUUAAAAAUAUGGUGAUGGAAACGUCCGCGGAACCAUAUUUUCUAUCGAUACUUCAACAUCUUCUGUUCGUUAGGGAUGACGCUCUGGUGAGGCCGGCCUACUAUAAAUUGAUAGAAGAAUGCGUGUCGCAAAUAGUGUUGCAUCGUUCAGGCUGUGAUCCGGAUUUUAGCGCGACCAAGCGCUUUCAAAUCGACGUUCAACCGCUGAUCGACACGUUGGUCGAGAAAUCACGAGCGGAAGAAGAAAGGCGAUUGAAGAUAAAGUGUGCAUCGGAAAUGAAUCCUCCACCACCACCUCCGCCACUGUUGCUUGCAAAUAGAAGCGGACCAGAAGCGGGAAUGCCACCGCCGCCGCCGCCGCCACCGCUGCCAGGAGCAGGUUUUAGUGGACCGCGUCCACCUCCGCCACCUCUUAUGCCUGGAUUUGCAGGACCUCCACCACCGCCCAUGCCUGGCAUGCAAUCAGGACCGGCGCCUCCGCCGAUGCCAGGAGCAGGUCCAGCACCACCGCCGAUGAUGCCUGGCUUCAGUCUGGGCAUGAACGCGGCACUGCAAUCGCUUCCUUUGGGACUGAAGCCGAAGAAAAAGUGGGAAGUCGAUGCA
Messenger RNA from Heterotrigona itama, 2086 nucleotides. NCBI's taxonomy places the organism in Eukaryota, Metazoa, Arthropoda, Insecta, Hymenoptera, Apidae. The record is from the annotation of a GenBank genome assembly.